Messenger RNA from Cryptotermes secundus, 773 nucleotides. RefSeq names its product TM2 domain-containing protein CG11103 (gene amrt). The transcript has 4 exons. Lineage: Eukaryota; Metazoa; Arthropoda; Insecta; Blattodea; Kalotermitidae. Bases 76 to 609 code for a protein of 177 amino acids. The record is from RefSeq and is a predicted model, not a curated record.
UUGGCUACCCUGGCGACCCUGGCAGACUAUGGAGUUCAAUUGUAGAGAGGAAAGUUCUGCUGAAGUUAAACCAUUAUGUGCCUAAAUGUGUUGGUUCUUUUACUCAUUACCCUAGAUUUUGUGUUUGCUUUAACUGCGGUGGAUUCUACGUAUGUGCCAAAUGGGCCUUUAGUAAAAUGUUCGUUUUUACCAUUGGAAUUUCUUGAUUGUGACCCUCUAAUAGAUCAUAAGGGCAAUAAAACUGCCAAAGAAGAUCAGGGUGGUUAUGGGUGUGUUAAGUUUGGUGGUUAUAGAUAUGAGGAUGUUGAAAAGGGGAAGAAAAACUGUACUGUGCUACAAGACAUUGAGUGUGAAGGUGAAAGAACCUUUGGACGGGAUGGCUUUCCAUGUAUCAAGUACAGUGGCCAUUACUUUGCUACCACCCUCAUCUACAGUAUUUUAUUAGGUUUCCUGGGAAUGGACAGAUUUUGCCUGGGCCAAACAGGAACAGCUGUUGGAAAAUUAUUGACUUUAGGUGGUGUUGGAAUUUGGUGGAUUGUUGAUAUAAUAUUGUUAGUGACAAAUGGAUUACAGCCAGAAGAUGGAAGCAACUGGAAUCCAUAUGUAUAAGUUAACUAGACUUUAUACCCUGUGCAAAACAUUUUAUAUUAUUGAUGUGAAAUCUCUACCAAAACAGGGUGAUCUGGAGUUAAUAGUGUACAUAAGUUUGUGUUCAUCAGAAGGAUUAUGGUUGUGUGAUAGUUUCUUAUAAUAAAACACCAUUUGCUGCUCAA